Lactuca saligna is the source of this 737-nucleotide messenger RNA. Lineage: Eukaryota; Viridiplantae; Streptophyta; Magnoliopsida; Asterales; Asteraceae. The record is from the annotation of a GenBank genome assembly.
CUCCGGUGAUGAGGCAUCCAACGGCAGUCCAAGAAGGGUGGUGCGAUGAAGCUACUACUCGUCGAUGGUGGAGACAUGUGAGUGGACGGGGCUACUCGGGCUGUUCAGGCAAGAAGCAAACACGAAGAUACUUGCGAAAGAAAACGAGAAUGGCUGCGAGGUCUGAUGGGGGUCGUCAUCUAGCAAAGAAGUUGGAGCGCCUCUGAUGCAUGAACCGAAGAACAGAAAAAUCCGAGGGUUGGUUCGUCGGUCUCAAUGGGCGUUGCGAUGAGAUGCGAGGCCCGCUGCUCCGAUGGAGCAAUCAAACGACGACAGCAUCUCCGGUGAUGAGGCAUCCAACGGCAGUCCAAGAAGGGUGGUGCGAUGAAGCUACUACUCGUCGAUGGUGGAGACAUCAAAGAAGUUGGAGCGCCUCUGAUGCCUGGACCGAAGAACGGAAAAAAACCGAGGGUUGGUUCGUCGGUCUCAUUGGGCGUUGCGAUGAGAUGCGAGGCCCGCUGCUCCGAUGGAGCAAUCAAACAACGACAGCAUCUCCGGUGAUGAGGCAUCCAACGGCAGUCCAAGAAGGGUGGUGCGAUGAAGCUACUACUCGUCGAUGGUGGAGACAUGUGAGUGGACGGGGCUACUCGGGCUGUUCAGGCAAGAAGCAAACACGAAGAUACUUGCGAAAGAAAACGAGAAUGGCUGCGAGGUCUGAUGGGGGUCGUCAUCUAGGAAAGAAGUUGGAGCGCCUCUGA